Molecule: messenger RNA, 1617 nt
Organism: Quercus robur (English oak)
Lineage: Eukaryota; Viridiplantae; Streptophyta; Magnoliopsida; Fagales; Fagaceae
Exons: 1
Coding region: 1-1617 (538 amino acids)
Source: RefSeq, a predicted model, not a curated record
AUGAAUUGUCCUUUAAUUCGUCAUGAAGGGAAAGAACCAAACUCUCCACAUAAAAAUGCUGUGAAAUGUUGCGAGGAUUUACAGAAUUAUUCACAACAUAUUGACAAGCUAAUUGAGAAACAAACGUCAAAAGAAUUAGAGAAUAAUCGGUUGCGGCUCAAAACCUCAAUAGAGUGUGCUCGAUGGCUAGCAUUCCAAGCUUGUGCUUUUAGAGGUCAUGAUGAAAGCCUUGAUUCAAAAAAUAGAGGCAAUUUUAUUGAAUUGAUAAAAUUGACAUCAACUUUUAAUGACAAAGUAGCUAGUGUUGUCUUGGAAAAUGCUCCUGGAAAUGCCAAAUAUACAUCACCCACAAUUCAAAAGGAGAUUUUGCAUAUUCUUGCUAAUAAUGUGCGAAAUGCUAUUCGUGAAGAAAUUGGAGAUGCAAAAUUCUGCAUUCUUGUUGAUGAAGCUCGGGAUGAGUCGAAGAGAGAGCAAAUGGCCAUCAUUUUGAGAUUUGUUGAUAAAGAAGGUUUUAUUAAAGAGCGUUUUUUUUAUGUUGUGUAUGUUAGAGACACUACUGCAUUGACUUUAAAGAAUGAGAUAUGUGCUGUCCUUUCUCGUUAUAACCUCCACAUUGAAAAUAUUCGAGGUCAAGGAUAUGAUGGGGCUAGUAACAUGCGUGGUGAAUGGAAUGGAUUACAAGCUCUUUUUCUUAAAGAUUGUCCAUAUGCUUAUUAUGUACAUUGUAUGGCUCAUAGGUUGCAAUUAGCUCUAGUUACAGCAUCUAGAGAAGUAAAAGAUGUUCAUCAAUUCUUUGAUCAUUUGGUCAAUAUUAUCAAUAUUGUUGUUGGUUCUAGUAAGCGUAGUGAUGAAUUGCAACAUGCUCAAGCAGAACAAGUUGAGAAUAUGAUUGCUUUUAAUGAAAUUGAGACUGGAAGAGGUGCAAAUCAGAUUGGUACUUUGCAACGAGCUGGAGAUACUAGGUGGGGAUCUCAUUUUCAAUCUAUUUGUAGUUUGAUUAAAAUGUUUGAUGCUACUUGCAAAGUUAUCAACACUAUUUCUGAGGAAGGAGCUAAUUAUAAACAACGCGGUGAUGCCGAGGGAGCUUAUCAGGUAUUAACAUCAUUUGAAUUUAUUUUAAUCUUGCAUUUGAUGAAAGAGAUAAUGGGAAUUACUAAUGUUCUUUGUCAAGCUUUGCAACAACAAUCUCAAGACCUUUUAAAUGCCAUGCAUUUAGUUUCAACUACAAAAUCACUUAUUCAAAAGUUGAGAGAUGAUGGAUGGGAGCCUUUACUUGCUAGUGUUAUAUCAUUUUGUGAGCAACAUGAAAUUGAUAUUCCUGAUAUGAAUGCUCGUUACACUAAAGGUCGAGGUAGAUAUCGUCGUCAAGAUGACAAUUUAACAAUGGAACAUCAUUUUAGAAUUGGCAUAUUUACAGUUGCAAUAGACUUUCAAUUGCAAGAAUUGAAAAGUAGAUUUUGUGAGCUAACAACGGAACUUGUCAUUCUUAGUUCAGCUUUAAAUCCCAAGGAUGCUUUUAGAUUAUUCAAGAUUGUUGAUAUAUGCAAUUUGGUUAAGAAAUAUUAUCCUCAAGAUUUCACUGAACAUGAACAAGAACUUUUGGAGUCUCAAUUGUGA